GUGCCCAAGGGAUCCCCCACUCCCACGCACCUGAACACCAAGAGCCCCCUUCCCCACUGCACUCUCGGUCUAGUCCUGUCUGAACCUGCCUGUUCCUACCUAGCCACCCUCCACCUCUGAAGGUCAGAGUGGACAUGCCCUCAGGCCUGCAGACCUGGGGAUAGGGAGAGGCACCCCACACCACACCCAAAACAGUGCCGCCCUGCUGUGCCCCAGUUGCUGCUCUUUCAUUUGGGACCAGUGAUAUCAGGGUCGGUGGGGCUUGGUGGGACUGUUUCCUUGUCUGUGCAAUGGGUGUAGUGAUGAAACCUGUUUGGGGGUGGGGGUGCCCCUCGUGAAGAGUGCUAUAGCUCAGGCAAAAAAAAGAAAACCAAGCCCAUUGCUGUUGAGUCGAUUCUGACUCAUAGCGACCCUACAGGACAGGGUAGAACUGCCCCAUAGAGUUUCCAAGGAGCGCCUGAUGGGUUUGAACUGCCAACCUUUUGGUUAGCAGCCAUAGCUCUUAACCACUAUGCCACCAGGGUUUCCUGUAGCUCAGGCAGUGGCAGCUUAUCACACUGAGGUGAGAGUGAGCCUCCUUGGCUUUCCAGCAGGAAAAUGCAGACUCAAGGAGAGGCAGUGAUUGGCUGCAGCCAAGGGGCACAUUUGGAAGAGAUGGCUCACUGCUUGCAUCCCAGAGGCAAGGGUGGGCCAGGUGGGAAAAGGAGCAGGGCAGUGGAAGAAGGGGCGCACACUGAGUCACUCCCCCCUGCCUCCCAGGACUGUGCAGCCCCUGAGAGGUGCUGCCCCAAUGUGUGUGGCCUGCGAAGCUGCGUGGCAGCACGCUUUGCCCCAGGGGGCCCCACGGCACCAGCUGCCACCACAUGCGAGGGCUUCGUGUGCCUGCAGCAGGGCUCCGACUGUGACAUCUGGAACGGGCAGCCUGUGUGCCGCUGCCGCGAGCGCUGUGGGAAAGAGCCCAGUUUCACCUGUGCCUCUGAUGGCCUCACCUACUACAACCGCUGCUACCUGGAUGCAGAGGCCUGCCUGCGGGGCCUGCGCCUGCACGUCGUGCCCUGCAAGUCGGUGCUGGGCUGGCCCCCCAGCAGCCUGGGCCCCCCGGGGACCCCUGAAACAACAGCACGCCCCAUGCCUGGGGCCGAACCUGUUGUACCCGAGCCACCCGCCCUCUACAGCAACCCCUCGCCACAGGCGGUGGCCAUUGGGGGUACGGCCAGCUUGAACUGUGACGUCAGCGGGCGCCCGUCGCCCACCAUCACCUGGGAGAGGCAGAGUGAGCAGGAGGAGAACCUGAUCCUGCGACCCGACCAGAUGUACGGCAACGUGGUAGUCACCAGCAUUGGGCAGCUGGUGCUGUACAAUGCCCGGCUCGAGGAUGCCGGCCUCUACACCUGUACCGCCCGCAACGCCGCUGGCCUGCUGCGGGCCGACUUUCCACUCUCGGUGGUGCAGUGGGGUGUGGCUGCAGAGAGUCCCUUGCAUGCACCUGGAGUCCCUGCGCUGGCUGGGGCCAAGUGCUCCCACCCACCCGACACACAGCCCUGCCCUGGCUCCGCUGGUCCAAGCAUGCUCUGGCGCUUUGACCCGCGGCGCGGCGGCUGUGCAACCUUCAAGGCCCGUGGCUGCGAUGAGGGUGCGGGUGGUGGCUUCAGGACAUAUGAGGCGUGCCAGGCCUGUGCUCCUGGUCCUGGGGAUGCCUGCGUGCUGCCUGCUGUGCGGGGCCCGUGCCUGGGUCAUGAGAUGCGCUGGGUCUAUAGCCCGCUGCUGCGCCAGUGCCACCUGUUUGUCUAUGGUGGCUGCGAGGGCAAUGGCAACAACUUCGAGAGCCGUGAGGCUUGCGAGGAUGCCUGUCCCAUGCCGCGCACGCUGCCCUGCCGUACUUGCCGCCUUAGGAGCCGGCUGGCACUAAGCCUCUGCCGCAGCGACUUCGCCAUCGUGGGGAGGCUCACCGAGGUGCUACAGGAGCCUGAGGCCACCGGGGGUGGUGGCAUCGCCCGCGUGGCCCUGGACGACGUGCUCAAGGAUGACAAGAUGGGUCUGCAGUUCCUUGGCACCAAGUAUCUGGAGGUGACACUGCUGGGUGUGGACUGGGCCUGCCCGUGCCCCAAUGUGACGGCUGGAGACGGGCCGCUGGUCAUUAUGGGCGAGGUGCGUGAUGGCAUGGCUGUGCUGGAUGCUAGCAGCUAUGUGCGUGCUGCCAGUGAGAAGCGUGUCAAGAAGAUAGCAGAGCUGAUGGAGAAGAAGGCCUGCGAGCUGCUCAAACGCUUCCAGGACUAGGCUCACCCAGUCCCGCCCAAGCCCCACCCCUCUCCUGUCCUGGCAAAUAAAAGGGUUCCUCCCCAACUUGGUGGCCUACUGG
This is a messenger RNA of Loxodonta africana (African savanna elephant), 2359 nucleotides long. RefSeq names its product WAP, follistatin/kazal, immunoglobulin, kunitz and netrin domain containing 1 (gene WFIKKN1). Gene Ontology annotation, molecular function: receptor antagonist activity; transforming growth factor beta binding; serine-type endopeptidase inhibitor activity. The coding region runs from base 598 to 2277 and encodes 559 amino acids. Gene Ontology annotation, biological process: transforming growth factor beta receptor signaling pathway. The record is from RefSeq and is a predicted model, not a curated record. The transcript has a single exon. Lineage: Eukaryota; Metazoa; Chordata; Mammalia; Proboscidea; Elephantidae.